This is a messenger RNA of Sitodiplosis mosellana (orange wheat blossom midge), 1988 nucleotides long. It is a transcript of the gene Pex13, whose product is annotated as peroxisomal membrane protein PEX13. Gene Ontology annotation, biological process: protein import into peroxisome matrix, docking. NCBI's taxonomy places the organism in Eukaryota, Metazoa, Arthropoda, Insecta, Diptera, Cecidomyiidae. The coding region runs from base 338 to 1654 and encodes 438 amino acids. The transcript is spliced from 4 exons. Gene Ontology annotation, molecular function: protein binding. Gene Ontology annotation, cellular component: peroxisome; peroxisomal membrane; peroxisomal importomer complex. The record is from RefSeq and is a predicted model, not a curated record.
AUACGAAUAUGAUAUACGACAACGGAGUGGGACAUACAUAUCCGUGUGAAUUGGGUUUUUUCAAUGAAUUGUUUUACAGUGAGACAUUGUAAUCGUCGUGAAACUAGAAUUUAUAUUACAUGAAUAUUAGCUAUUUCAUUUCGAUUCGAAUUGAAUUUGGUGCAAUUUCAAAAAUAAAAGUAGUAUAGUUGUUGGUUUUUGUUAAUUCGUCGUUGUUUUCGUGGAUUUUUUUCUAACAUUGAGAGAAAGAAAAAUAUUUUGGAGUGAAAGAUAACAUAACAUACACAUAAAAAAACAGAGAGAUUAUUGCAUCCAAUGAAUUAAAAUCAGCAGAAAAAUGGAUAGUGUCGCAAAUUUUCGAAAUGCAACAAUUAGUGAGCCGAGAGUGUUUGGCCCUCAGCAACAAGGCAUACAGACGGCAUUAGGUCGAGUGCCAGUGACAAACACGAGUAGUUCAAUUCAAAACAGAGCAACACAAAAUAUGGGUGCACCACCCGUUCCACCGAAACCCUAUUCCAAUACACAACAGUCUUCGAUGUACGGCUCACCAAUGGGCAUGUAUUCAAAUUCAUACAUGGGUAGCGCAUAUUCACCCUACGGCAUGAAUCCGUAUGGAAUGAGUCGAUAUGGAAUGUACGGCGGUGGCAUGUAUGGUGGAGGUGGAGGAAUGGGUAUGUAUGGCAAUCAAAUGCGCGAUCCAUUGGAUCCAGAAAGUCGAUUCAUUCAGCUGGCUGAAGAGAGCUCCCGCCCGGCAUUCCAAAGUAUCGAAUCGUUGGUCAUGGCCAUCGGUAACAUUGCAGCCAUGCUUGAUUCCACAUUCUUUGCACUGACCAGCUCGUUUCGAGCGAUAUUGGGCGUUGCAGCCAACGUUGGCCAGCUUCGUGGCGUUUUUGCACAGUUUUGGUCCACAUUCGCACUGAUACGAGGUGUCACCUGGCUGUAUAGAAAAUUAUUGUAUUUACUUGGCUUCAGUAAAGUGGAUCCAUCGACGGCACGAUUCAAUGAAAUCUUUUCAGCAGCUGCAAAAGGUACCCAACUUCCAGGCACAUCGGAUGCCAGCCCACCAAAGAAAGUGUCCGCUUGGCCAAUUCUCACAUUCUUAAGCCUGAUAUUCGCCACACCGUAUCUCAUCAUGAAAUUAAUCGGACAAGUCUCAACAACAGCCAUUGAGGAAUCUCGUAAUCCGCAAACAUGGGUGAAACCAUAUGCUGGUGAAGCCGUUUAUAAUUAUAAGGCGACGAGUCCGCAUGAGUUGAGCAUUUAUGCUGGACAAUUGAUUCAGUUGGCACCGCGUGAAGUGCAGCAAACACACAAACUUCUAAAUACCGGAUGGGCAUUGGCAACUGUUGACGAUAAGACGUCUGGAUUGGUGCCAAUUAAUUACGUUCGACGAGUAGAAGCAAAGCAAUUUGCCACACCAUCACAAGCAGCGGCAACGGAGUCAGAAGCCGCCAUAGUAAAUCAGCCAGAUAUAAACAUUGCUGCACCUGAAAUACCAUGUGAACAUGUGAUGGAAAAAGAUGCCGAACCAAUUCAAUCGAAUUUCAUCGAAACAAACCGCCAAAUGUACGACAAUAAAUUGCCAUCAAAUGAAAUAAUCAACGAGAGUACGCACAUAGACCCUGUGAUACUCGAUGAUAUUAAAGACCUUUGAAUUGACGAUUAAAAUUUGCGGUGGCAUCUAUUCCAAAGCACGUUGGAAUAUCCAACGAACAUUCCGACGAUAAACAGAACAAAUGUAGAAUAUUUUAGCAUUGGGUGACAGUUAGCUAAAUGGCUUAGCAUUUGAUGACAAAAAAUAAUUCAUCAGCUUAAUUAAUUUGGUCACAAAAAAUAAAUUGGAAUUGGAUUUUAUUCACACUCUCGUUCUUGUGUAGAAUUAAAAAAAAAUCUAUUUAAAUAGGAGAUAGCUUUGCUUAGGAAUAAUGUGAUUCGCAAUGGAUUUGGAGCAAACGGAGAAAAUAUACUGGCAUUUUUUUAUAUACAAA